Molecule: messenger RNA, 2601 nt
Organism: Bufo bufo (common toad)
Lineage: Eukaryota; Metazoa; Chordata; Amphibia; Anura; Bufonidae
Gene: SPTY2D1
Product: SPT2 chromatin protein domain containing 1
Exons: 7
Coding region: 143-2227 (694 amino acids)
Biological process (GO): nucleosome assembly; regulation of DNA-templated transcription
Cellular component (GO): nucleolus
Molecular function (GO): histone binding; DNA binding
Source: RefSeq, a predicted model, not a curated record
UAUGAUGUCACAGAAGGGGGCGUUUCGUAGUAGUUUCUGGCAGUGUUGUGCGUCACUCUUCCGAGCGGAGUGCAGCGUCGGCAGGUCUCCGGCCGGGAUUAUCCCCGUCUCUGACGGAGACCGUCUACCGUGAGGUACCGACAUGGAUUUCAUGAACGUCCUCAAGGUGGCGGCUUCUAAGCCGAGUGAUGGCGUCGCGAAGAGGUACAGCUUGGCAGUGGGACCCCCAAAAAAAGAUCCCAAAGUCAAAGGGGUGCAGUCAGCUGCCGUCCAGGCUUUCCUCCGACGCAGGGAAGAGGAAGAACGUCUGAAAGAACUGAAAGAAAAAGAGAAAAAAAAGGAACUGUUGGAGAAACGCAAGGAACUGAAACAUGACAAGAAAGCAAGAGCAAUGGCUUCCAGGACAAAGGACAAUUUUAGGGGCUACAAUGGGAUUCCAGUGGAAGAAAAACCCAGGAAGCGACUAAAUUCCAACACGGACCAGAACAGCAAUAAUGAGAACAACGAGUACUUGACAGAGGAAGAAAUGUACGAAUACUCCCAGAGCGAGUCCGAGCAGGAGGAGGUUGAAGAGCCCCCUCCACCACCACCACCGUCAAAAAAACCCAAGCUUUCCAAUGUAAAGAGACCACCACCACCACCAGCCAUGAACUUUGCUGAGCUGUUACAGCUUGCACAAAAAAAACAAUACGAACCAGUGGAAAUUGUAAAACCCGUGAAAAAAAACUAUGAACGACCAAAAACGGCUGAAGAACUGCGAGAGAUCGAGUUCCUGGAGAGGAAAAACCACAAACAUUCAAAAACAAAUGACCAGAUUGUUAUCAAAGUUAGCAAAAGCUCUUCAGAUAAACAUUCCUCCUCCAAGGGAAGUCAUUCCGAAGCCAAGAAGGUGAAGAGCAGCAGUUCCACUACGAAAAGUAGUCAUCAUGACAAAGCUCGAAGUGGAGACAGCGGGACUAUAAAAAAGCAUUCUGAUGGGAAGCACAAAUCUGAUAAACACUCGUCAGUCCCCCAGAGUAAAACAUUGAAGGCUCCUUCUAAUGGCAACCACAAACCUUCAUCUAGCAAGGAACCUUCAUCUAGCAAGGAACCUGGUGCUAAACACCAUUCAUCUUCCAGACCAGAUAAGAAUGGGAGUAUGAAUGGAAAACCUCAAGGAAAUACCCGACCCAGUAGCACAAGUUCUGUGAAGUCUUCUGGAGCUCCCGGAAAGCCAUCAGUAAGCACCGGGACAAGUUCUGCGCGGCCAUCUGGUGUAUCAAGCUCUUCACGGCCUUCUGGAGCACCCAUCUCUAGUUCUGGACGACCUUCAGGUACAGCUGGUACACAUUCUGCCCGACCAACAAUUAGCUCAAGUUCCUCCAAAACUUCUGGCACCCCUGGUUCUGUCCGGCCUCCUGGAAGCUCUGCCCGGCUCUCUAGUGGCUCCGGGUCAGGCAAACCUCACAGCAGCUCUGGAUCAUCACGUCCAAGCAGUUCUGGACAUUUAACCAGCAGCUCAGGUUCUGCACGCCCAUCCAGCAUAUCUGGAUCUAGUCGACCUGCCACUGGAAAUCCCCUGUCGAGUAGUAAGCCUAAGAGUACCCCAUCAGGCAAAGAAGGACCCUCAGUGCGACCAAAUGGAGGACCGACUUUGAGUUCUUCUAAACCUGCAGCUAAUUCUGGCCCAGGAAGGCCAAGCAGCCAGCUGACAAUGGGACCUGGGUCAAAGCACAAAUGUACUGUGGUAUCUGAAACAAUUUCAUCCAAAAACUUUGUACCCAAAUCUGCUAAUGGCCCAGUGAAUGGCAUGAGACCCGGCCCAGUGAAUGGCAUGAGACCCGGCCCAGUGAAUGGCAUGAGACCCGGCCCUCCACCAGGACACAGACCGAUGGCUCGUCCUCCAGGUCCCCAGCUGCCUCCCAUAACCAGCUCAUACAAGCGAAGAAUCGAUGACGAAGAGUAUGAUUCGGAAAUGGAAGAUUUCAUUGAUGACGGAGGAGAGUCGCAAGACGAGAUUUCAAAGCACAUCCGUGAAAUAUUUGGCUAUGACAGAUCGAGGUAUAAAGAUGAGAGUGACUACGCCUUGCGCUACAUGGAGAGCAGCUUCAGAGAGCAGCAAAAAGAGGAAGCACGGAGCCUGCGGCUAGGUAUUCAGGAAGACCUGGAAGAGCUGAAGCGUGAAGAGGAAGAACUGAAGAAAAAAGCCAAGCUAGAAAAAGCCACUAAAAAGAUGAAAAAGCGAUAGCACAUUCUCAGCCAAGCAUGGACAUUUUCACAUCAGCCCAUUACAGUGCAGUUCUCUGCACAGCCACCAGGUGAAGACUGGACCCCUGUCACAAAGAGAGCCUUCUAUCCAUUUAUUUGCAAAAAAAAUAAAAUCUAUAUACAGAAUGAAUUAAAGAUCCUUUUAAAAAUCUAGUUAUGGAUUUUUGGAACAUAUUAGUUGUCAGGGUUUUUUUCUCAACUUUUUUUGCUACCGUAUCACAGGUCAAAACUGGAUCUGCCGGACACCCAGGACACGGUGAAGAACUCGGCUUCUAUUUUUUUUUUUUUUAUAAGUAUAUUAAAUAUGGAUAUUGUUCUAAGAACAGAUUAAUCAAUAAAUUAUUUGUAUCAUAA